CUUCAUACGGCUAUCUACCGGCUGUCAUCGCGAGCCAUGGAGGACACGGGGUGGCAAAGCAGGCUUUGCCUGCAGCUGUGUGCGCCCCCCAUUCCUCGGCUUUUCUUCCGCCGGACAGCAUGGACCACUGAGCAGCUUGCGCUGCUUGAGAAGCAGGCUUGGCUAUGCUUUUUGUUAGGUUUCUUUCGCUCGUAUUUGAACUCAAACUUCUUCCUGGGAGAUUUCAUGGGCGGAGGUACCGACCUCUUUGCCGCCCUUUUGGCCAUCUUCGGGAUCUACAACGUUUGCUCCAUGAACGGUUCUUUCCUCAUCAUGUUCCUGGUCUGGGCGUCCGCCAACAUUGUCCUCUUUAAUUUGUUUUUGUCCUUGACCCCGAACCUGCUCUAUGGCGGAGCGUUCAAGGUGGCGCCCUGUGCGUCCACCGUGGACAACUUGCUGAUGGUCUUCAACUCCAUUCUUCAGGCGCAGAUGUGUUGGCGGGCGAGGCAGAUAUUAGAUGAGGCUUUGCCCAACUGGCGACACCAGAUGACCGGCACCGGUGACGCGACGUUGACGGACUUUGACAACCGCGCCUCCGCCGAGCCCUUCUUGCAGGCUGAUGCACCCAGCGCGCCUCAAGGACCCAGCCGCUUCCAAGCCUUUGGUGGUGGCGGGCAACGCUUGGGAUCCUGAUCCGAGCGGCGAAAAAAAUGGCUGUUGCGCGCUGCGCUGCUGGAUUCAGAGGAGUCCUUCGUCGCUGCUAAAUACAGAUGGAAUCUGCCCGUCUUUGAAUUUGUAUCUCAAAUUAGUCUUCCGU
Molecule: messenger RNA, 796 nt
Organism: Durusdinium trenchii
Lineage: Eukaryota; Dinophyceae; Suessiales; Symbiodiniaceae
Source: the annotation of a GenBank genome assembly